Molecule: messenger RNA, 394 nt
Organism: Gekko japonicus
Lineage: Eukaryota; Metazoa; Chordata; Lepidosauria; Squamata; Gekkonidae
Product: roundabout homolog 1-like
Exons: 2
Source: RefSeq, a predicted model, not a curated record
GGAGUCAAGGGCACAAGAAGGGUGCUCGAACCCCCAAGGCUUCAAAGCAGGCUGGAAUGAAUUGGGCAGACCUACUUCCUCCUCCCCCUGUACAUCCACCUCCCCAUAGUAAUAGUGAAGAUUAUAGUAUUUCAGUGAAUGAAAGCUAUGACCAGGAGAUCCCAUGCCCGGUACCACCAGCAAGAAUGUAUCUACAGCAGGAUGAGCUGGAGGAGGAGGAAGAUGAACGAGGUCCCACACCACCAGUUCGAGGAGCAGCUUCAUCUCCAGCAGCAGUGUCCUAUAGCCAUCAGUCUACUGCCACGCUAACUCCUUCCCCCCAAGAAGAACUCCAGCCUAUGUUGCAGGAUUGCCCAGAAGAAAUAAGCCACUUGCAACACCCACCGGACCGGAG